AUGGGGAAUCUAGAUAGCCCCCCUACUGUGGGUAAUGAGUUGUCUGAAUACCAGGGUGAAUUUACUACUGCUCAAAACGUGGUGGAAACACAUGACCCUAUAAUAUUUGAGGAGCUGUGUACAAUCAAUACCAUGGAGGAUUUAUAUUUAGAGUCUAAUAACAUAACAUAUUUAGGCUUUAAAGUAUCUUUAGCGAUGGGUGCACGAUUUGCACCCUCAUACGCAAACGUAUUCAUGGGAUUAAAUAUCAGAAACUACCAGACUGUCUUGGCUUUCAUUUUUGCAAUAGAAGAAAUCAACAGGAAUCCUGAUCUACUGCCUAAUAUCACGCUUGGCUUCCAUAUUAUUGAUACCUGUUCAAAUGAAGAAAGGGUGAUAGCUGGAAUGUUUGAUAUUUUAUCAGGAGGGACUAUUCCAGUGCCAAACUUCUCCUGCUGUAUUUUGAACAACGUGGUGGGUGUUGUUGAUGGUAUAUCCUCAAAAAACACUAUCCUCCUGGCAAGGUUGCUUGGAAUGUAUCGUAUUCCACAGGUUAGCUGUUCAUCUUUGGAUGUAAUUCUAAGCGAUAAACUCCAGUUUCCUGCAUUCUAUCGAACUGUCCCGAGUGAUGAUUUACAGUGUGCUGCUAUUGUGCAUUUAUUAAAAUAUUUUCACUGGACAUGGGUGGGUCUGUUUGUAUCUGAUGAUGAAUCUGGCUUAAAGAUUAGUCAGAUGCUACAAAAAGAUUUUGCCAAAAAUGAAAUCUGUGUUGCUUUCCUUGAAUUUCUCCCUCUAAAGGACUACAUAGAUGAAACUAGGCGUCCACAAAUUGCCAAAAAUAUAAACUCAACCAAUGUAAUCAUUGUGUAUGGUGACAGAAAUUAUAUGUUUUCAUUACAGCUUCAAUUGUUUUUGUUCCCUAUCCCAGAAAAGGUGUGGAUAAUCUCUUCUCAGUGGGAUAUUACUUUUGGAUCUGACCUCUAUUUUCUGAGUCUUCAGCCUUUUAAUGGCAGUCUUGCUUUUGCACUUUAUAAAACUCCAAUACCAAAUUUUGAAAAAUUUACUCAAGGCAUAAGGCCCGACCUUUAUCCUAAGGAUAUUUUUAUUGAUAAUGUAUGGUUUUGGGUUUUCCAAUGUAAAUGGAAAAAAAAUGCCAGUGAUCCUGAAAAAUGUACGGGAAAAGAAAAACUACAAUAUGACGAUCUUACUAGCUAUAGCUACAUUAUAUACAAUGCGGUAUAUGCUUUAGCUCACGCGUUACACUCAAUGUAUUCCAGCAAUCCUAAGAAACAAAGUGAUGGACACUACUUUAAAUCUUGGAAGCUUCAUAAAUACCUGAAGAAUCUUUACUUUACAAAUAAUGCAGGGUCAGAAGUGUUUUUUGAUGACAAUGGAAACAUGCCGCUCAAAUUUGAAAUCUUAAACUGGAUUGUCUACCCCAAUGACACUCUUGAUGGCAUCAAAGUUGGAAACUUUGAUCCCCAGCAUGCCUACCAUAACUUCACUAUUCACGAAAGCCUGAUAAGGUGGAGCAGUGCCUUCAAUCAGACUCCACAUUCAACUUGUAGUGAAACCUGCCUUCCAGGAUACAGAAAGUCCCCUAAAGUAGGACACCCCACAUGCUGUCAUGACUGCAUUCCUUGCCUGGAGGGUGAGAUAUCCAAUCAAACAGAUAUGGAAGAAUGUAUCAAAUGUCCAGAAAACCAGUGGUCUAACACCAAAAGGGACAUGUGUGUGUAUAAAAUCAUAAUUUACUUAUCAUAUGAAGAACCACUGGGUACCUCGUUGGUACUGAUAUCAAUAAUAUUUUUUUUUCUUACAUGUUUUGUGUCUUUACUUUUUACAAAAUACAGAAAGACUCCAAUUGUUAAAGCCAAUAACCAGGAUCUAAGUUACAUUUUACUCUUUUCCCUAAAGACUUGCUUUCUCUGCAACUUAUUAUUUAUUGGACAUCCUAUCCAAGUGACAUGUAUUCUUAGGCAAACGAUUUUUGGUGUGACCUUCUCCAUUUCUCUUUCAUCCAUCUUGGCCAAGACCAUUACAGUAAUUAUUGCUUUCAAUGUUACCAAGCCAGCAAGUAAGUUAAGAAACUGGAUGCGAUCCCGUGUGCCUAAUCUUGUAGUAUUUGUUUGUUCACUUUUUCAAAUGACCAUUUGUGCUGGUUGGUUGGGAACCUCUCCCCCAUUUCCUUAUUAUAAUAUGGAGGAUGAAAUUGGAAUGAUAAUUGCACAGUGUAAUGAAGGAUCAGCGUUGGGAUUUUAUUGUGUCCUGGGAUUCACUGGAAUUCUGUCCUGUGUCUGUUUUAUCAUUGCUUUCUUUGCACGGAACUUGCCCAACAGUUUCAAUGAAGCCAAGUUUAUCACAUUCAGCAUGUUGGUGUUCUGUAGUGUAUGGAUUUCUUUUGUUCCAGCCUAUCUGAGCACUAAAGGCAAAUAUGUUGUGGCAGUGGAAAUAUUUGCUAUCCAGGCUUCUAGCAUGGCACUACUGGGCUGUAUAUUCAUCCCUAAAUGCUAUAUUAUACUUGUAAAACCUGAAUGUAACACUAGAAACUUUGUAAAAAAGAUGAAUUGCAUAAUUCUCAAAUAA
This is a messenger RNA of Xenopus laevis (African clawed frog), 2565 nucleotides long. RefSeq names its product vomeronasal type-2 receptor 26. Bases 1 to 2565 code for a protein of 854 amino acids. The record is from RefSeq and is a predicted model, not a curated record. The transcript is spliced from 7 exons. NCBI's taxonomy places the organism in Eukaryota, Metazoa, Chordata, Amphibia, Anura, Pipidae.